Sus scrofa (pig) is the source of this 1513-nucleotide messenger RNA. RefSeq names its product insulin like growth factor binding protein 6 (gene IGFBP6). Lineage: Eukaryota; Metazoa; Chordata; Mammalia; Artiodactyla; Suidae. Gene Ontology annotation, molecular function: fibronectin binding; insulin-like growth factor I binding; insulin-like growth factor II binding. Gene Ontology annotation, biological process: regulation of insulin-like growth factor receptor signaling pathway. Gene Ontology annotation, cellular component: extracellular region. The record is from RefSeq and is a predicted model, not a curated record.
UCAGCAGUUGGUUCUCCCAAGAGUCCUUUCUCCAUCAUCUGCGCCUCUUUCUUUCCUUUCGCCCACGUCCCUCUCAUGACCCCCCCACACCAUGGCUUCUCCGUCCACUUAAAUCCGUCACCUUCUCACUCCCCACCGGAAUCCCCAGUGUCUCCUUCAGCCUCGACACACAGACCACUCGAAACGGGUUUCAGGUUUUCCCCUUCAUCCCAACUCCCAUCCUCUUCUUCCACCCCUCCCCACGCUCCAGUGCCGCCAGCCAGCUGUCCAGCUCCCAAAUUCCGGGCGAGAUUCCCGGGAACAAAGCAAGAAAAAUCAGCGUAAUUUGGGAAAUAAACAGAAGCUGGGAAGGGAGGAGGUAGAGAAGAGUGGGGAGGACCCAGGUGGAGGGGGGGCCUCUCCAGUCCCACCCAGUUUAGGGAAUGCCCCUGCCUUCUCCACCCCCCCUUCACCUGGCUCUUAAAGGGCCCGGCCCCCGCCGGCGGCUACUUAAGGCAGAGGGGCGGCGGCGGGCAGCAGCUGCGCUUCGGCUGCUCUGGGAAGAGUGGAAGGGGCAAAAAUCCCGAUCAUGAUCCCCCACAGGCUGCUGCCGCCACUGCUGCUAACUCUGUUGCUCGCUGCCCGCCCAGGAGGCGCCCUGGCACAGUGCCCGGGCUGUGGGCAGGGGGUGCAGACGGGUUGUCCAGGGGGCUGCGCGGAGGAGGAGGACGGGGGACCGCCAACGGAGGGCUGUGCGGAAGCUGGGGGCUGUCUCAGGAGGGAAGGGCAGCAGUGCGGGGUCUACACUCCUAACUGCGCUCCAGGACUGCAGUGCCAGCCGCCGGAGGAAGAUCAGGCGCCUUUGCGGGCGCUGCUGCUGGGCCGGGGCCGCUGUCGCCGGGCUCGCACGCCCUCGGCCUCUUCUUCCUCCGUUCAUCUUGUGGCUGUAGGGGAGAAUCCUAAGGAGAGUAAGCCCCAAGCAGGGACCACGCGCUCGCAGGACGUGAACCGCAGGGACCCACAGAAGAGUCCGGGGACCUCUACCACUCCCUCCCGGCCCAAUCCUGGGGGCGUCCAAGACACUGAGAUGGGCCCUUGCCGCAGACAUCUGGACUCAGUGCUGCAGCAACUCCAGACCGAGGUCUUCCGAGGGGCCCACACCCUCUACGUGCCUAAUUGUGACCACCGGGGCUUCUAUCGGAAGCGGCAGUGCCGCUCCUCCCAGGGACAGCGCCGAGGUCCCUGCUGGUGUGUGGAUCGGAUGGGCCAGCCCCUGGCCGGGUCCCCAGAUGGUGAUGGAAACGCCCCCUGCCCCUCCGGGAGCAGCGGCUAAGGCUGGGUGGGAGGCUGCAGGGCCACCGGCAGGAGCGUGGGGCCAUCAUCUUGGGUUAUUUGUUGAGUGAUGAGUAACUCGGAGGCCCAGCACUCUACCUUCUGGCCCUGCCACAUUGUCCCCCUCACCCCAGGACCUCACGCAUGGAAAGAUUGUUGGUGUUGGCGUGGGGUAUUAAUAAAGCCGUGUUGGGGUCUCUGG